Molecule: messenger RNA, 1461 nt
Organism: Closterium sp. NIES-65
Lineage: Eukaryota; Viridiplantae; Streptophyta; Zygnematophyceae; Desmidiales; Closteriaceae
Source: the annotation of a GenBank genome assembly
AUGCAAGAGGUCAAGCACGAACGAGAGCUCUGUCACGCAGCGGCCAACCUCCGCCAGGUGCAUCCCACGGGACUGGCACCUCGUCUUCGCUCCAGCAGCCAUGGGAGAUGCCAGGCUCUGGCUGGUGGUGCGGGAAUGCAGGGGGCGCAGGAUGGCGGGGGACGGGGGAAUCGCAAGACACAGCUGAUGAUUGAGGGGCAGGGGAGAACAUCAUGCAAAGUGCAGGGAGGAGGUGGGAAUGCGGGGAACUCACAAAUCCGAAUCGAGCCGCAGGGAGGCGAGACCCCGGCACAAGGGGGUGCUGGCGCUGAGGCCCAUGGGGAGCGGGAACAGGGAAGGGAAGCCCACGAGGGCCAGGAGGAGCAGACCCGGCCACAUCCAACCGAGGUGGGUACGAAUACGCAAACGGCGCAACAGGAGUCGGCCCCGACGCGAGCGGCGCGUGAGGCGGAGCAAACGGUUGAGGGGGUGGCGGCGCCGUGCCUGGCCCUGGGGCCGACGUCGGGGGAUGCGCCUGCACGCCAACCGGAGGUGCGGAAUCGGGCUGAGGGGGCGGAGGGACAGGGGCAGGAGGACAAGUCGGCGAAGGCAAUGCCGACUCCGGCGCUGGAGGGGGAGGCCGCGGCGGAGGGGUUGGCGGCGCAGACUGCGCUGGCGCAGCCGCUGUCUCCGAGCGAGACGAUGCAGACUGGGACCGAGCCGGAGGGAGCUGCAACGGCUGGGACCGUGCGGCAGGCGAUUGGAGCUGAGGUCGAGGACGAGCCUGGCCAGACAGUGGCGGACGAGGGGGACGACGGCGACGGAAAGAAUGGCCGCGCGCACGGAGAAACGGAUGAGUGCGCCCACGCGGGGAGCGUUACACAGGGUCCCUUGGUCGAGCAGGCGUGCUCGGCAGCGCAGAAGACGCGUCGCCAACACCCGCAGUCAGGCAGUCCGCGACGGCUCGGAACAGGGCUGGCACCUACCCACCCUAGGCCGCUGGUAGGGUGGACACAGCAGGAGAUCCCGCCGCCACGAUUACUUCACGCCGAGGCGGCCGGCGCCUACCCGUCAUCAGGUACGGGGAACGAGGCGGAUCGGCCCCACGAAAGAGCGGAACGGGCGGAGGCCGAAGCGGAAGACGGGGCGGCCGUCGUAGAAGAGGAGCAGGUGACCGUGAUUGACAGGCGCCGAGAGGGAACAGCGCGGCAGAGGCUACUGCGAGAACGCGCAGCGGAGGCAGCGGCGGGAAACCCGCCAGCAAGAACUCGGGGACAAGCGCCGGUGGCGGGGAGGGGACUCAGCGGACAAGGUGCGCGCGGAAGGACAGUGCGAGGAGGCCUGGCAGCGGCUGUGGCCAGAGAGAAAGCCAGAUCUGGGCCAUGGCGGGAAAGGCACGGGAGGCCUGAGCGACAGCAGGGAGGUGGACCAGUGAAUGACUGCGAAGAUGAUGAAGAUGAGGAAUAUAUGGAGGAGGAGUAG